Molecule: messenger RNA, 1377 nt
Organism: Histoplasma mississippiense
Lineage: Eukaryota; Fungi; Ascomycota; Eurotiomycetes; Onygenales; Ajellomycetaceae
Exons: 1
Cellular component (GO): nucleus
Molecular function (GO): DNA binding
Source: RefSeq, a predicted model, not a curated record
CUACAGGAAAAGAUCACUAAAUACAAUAUUGAACCUGGGAAUAUCUACAACUUCGAUGAAAAAGGAUUCCUAUUGGGCUUCAUCCACACCCUCAAGCGUAUUGUAUCAAUUAAUGCGCUCAAAUCCGGCCGUACAAUAGGUGCCAGCCAGGAUGGCAGCCGCGAAUUCAUUACACUACUUGCCUCAAUUUGCGCCGAUGGAACCUCACUCCCACCUGCUCUCAUAUAUCAAGGGGAAUCAAGGGAUAUGCAAGAUACUUGGCUGGAAGAUUUUGAUAGCAAAAAGGAUCAGGUCUACUUUGCUGCUUCAGAGAAUGGAUGGAGCAAUGAUGAAUAUGGGUUAAUGUGGUUAAAGAAGAUCUUUGAACCUCAUACAAAAAAGAAAGCAGGGCGUGGAUACAGGCUUCUUAUAUUAGAUGGCCACUCAUCCCAUGUUAAUAUGGCAUUCAUCAAUUACGCGGCUCAGCAUAAGAUUUUACUUGCUGUCUUUCCUCCCCACUCUACACACCGAUUACAACCGCUAGAUGUUGGGAUAUUUGGACCAUUGAGCAAAUCAUAUUCUAAGCAUUUGAAUGAGCGAAUGAGAACCGGUAUGGGAUUUGUACGCACUACAAAGAGGUCUUUUUGGCAGCUAUUUGAUGCUGCUUGGAAGGAAUCAGUUACAUCCUCAAAUAUUAUAUCCGCGUUCGCUGCGGUUGGCCUACAUCCAUUUGAUCCAGAACAGGUUCUUAAAAAGCUUGCAAUACGCCCUUGCACCCCUCCAGACGCGCAAUAUCGACCCAGAACCCCUACAUCUAUUAUUGGCAUGCGGAAAUUAGUCAAGCAAGUCAAGCAGCGGCAGCGUCGAAUAUCUAGCGAUCUCAACCAGGUGAUCCGUGCAGGAGAGAAUCUUGCUCUUGAUAAAGAGGUUCUUUUAAUAGAGAACAGGCAGCUACAGCAAGCUCUUAAUCAGGAAAGAAGACGUCGCAAGCGUGGCAGGGCAAUGGGGUUGCUAGAUUCUUCAAAUCCGUCAUUGGCACAGUUCUUUUCACCGGCAAAGGUGCAGAGCAUCCGCGAGCAGAUGACUGCCGCAGAGGCCGCCAAAAAGGAUGAACAGGCUCGUAAGGAGGAUGCCAAGUUGCAACACGCUAUUCUUAAGGAGCAGAAGGAGACAGAUAUCAUGUUACAGCGAAUGGAGCGGGAGGCAGCUCGCCAGGCAGCUAAGGAGCAAAAGGAGAUGGAUAAGGCCGCAAGAGCCGCUCAACGGCAGAUUGACAGGGAGCUUAGGGAUGCAAAGAAGGCCCAAGAGCAAAAGGAAAAGGAAGAACGAGCUGCUGCGCGGCAGCAAUCGCGGUUGGGGGGGGGGCCAGGUUCGGGGGUCCAAAAAUCACCUUCCUAA